Ostreococcus lucimarinus CCE9901 is the source of this 531-nucleotide messenger RNA. RefSeq lists its product with no specific name. NCBI's taxonomy places the organism in Eukaryota, Viridiplantae, Chlorophyta, Mamiellophyceae, Mamiellales, Bathycoccaceae. The transcript has a single exon. Gene Ontology annotation, molecular function: protein binding. Bases 1 to 531 code for a protein of 176 amino acids. The record is from RefSeq and is a predicted model, not a curated record.
AUGGCGUCGAGCGAGGAGAUGAGAAUACUGAAAGACACGACGACGAAGCUGAGGGAGUGCGCGAAGCGAGGCGCGGCGGCGACGGCGGUGGAUCUGCUCGUCGGACUGGGACGGGAGGGGGUGACUCCGGACGCGUUCGCGGCGACGGCGUGCAUAUCGGCGUGCGUGAACGGGAAAAACAUGGAAUUGGCGCAAAAAGUGUACGAUGAGAUAUUUGAAAAGGAAGUGUGCGCGCCGGAUGAGGUGGCGGUGGCGGAGUUGGCGAAAGGGUAUCUGAAUAUGGAUCCGCCGGGUUGGGGACGAGCGAUGCAACUCGUCAACGGCGCGCGGGAAAAGCAUGACAUCGCGCUGACGAGCGUCACGUAUAACGUGCUGUUGAAUUGCUGCAGCGCGUCGAAUGAUUUACUGCGGGCGGAGGAAAUCGUCGAUCGCAUGGUUGAUGAGGACGUGGUGGCGGAUAUGUGGACGCUCAAGGCUGUGGAGAAGCGUCGAGCGAUUCGAGCCUACGUGAAAAAACAGUUGCUCGUUUGA